UCGUCGAAUUGCAGCAUUUCUACAUCUACAUUUUAUAUAAAAUCCUUUUGCAUUUUUAUGACAAAUUACUUCUUAAUGAUUGAUAAUAAAGGACAGUUUCUUUUGGUAGGAUUUUUCCCUCUUGCACACAAUGAGUACGAUGCAAAGCAUUUUCGAUACUUAUAAAGCUCCUUCAACAGCCAUUUUUGGUUUGGAUUCGCUCAGGAAGGGAUGGUUCAGCGAAACAGGUUCGGCGACGGGAGACCAAGCGCUGUCCGUGAAGGUGGAGAAGAUAUUGUAUCAAGGAAGAUCAAAAUAUCAAGAUGUGAUCAUAUUCGAAAGCGCCAAGUGGGGGCGAGUUCUGGCUCUCGACAAUUCUAUUCAGCUGACCGAGUUGGACGAAUGCUCGUGGCAAGAAAUGGCGACUUUCCUGCCUCUCAACUCUCAUCCCAAUCCUCAAAAAGUCUUAGUCAUCGGUGGAGGCGACGGUGGAAUUGUGAGAGAAGUUUCGAAGCAUCCUUUGGUCGAAUCUGUCACUAUGUGUGAAAUUGACGAGACAAUAAUAGAAAUGUCGAAGAAAUAUUUACCGUUCAUGGCAAAAGGAUUCGACAGUCCUAAACUGACACUCUACAUCGGAGAUGGAAUAGAAUUCAUGAAAAAUCACGAAAAUGAAUUCGACGUCAUAAUAACAGAUUCGACAGAUCCUAAAGGUCCAUCUGUCUGCUUGUUUGAAAAACCUUACUAUGAAAAUCUGAAACGAGCUUUGAAACCAGAUGGACUUUUGCUAUCUCAAGGAACAACCUUCUGGUACGACCGGGCCUUAGUGAAAGAAAUGAUUAAAAUGUGCAAGACUCUUUUCCCUGUGGUUGAUUUCGGAUCAUCUUACGUAGCUUCUUUCCCAGCUGGUCAGAUCGGUUACCUCUGCUGUUCCAAGAAUCCAAACACCAAUUUCCGAAUUCCAGUCAACAGGUUUUCUCAUCAAAUUCUGAAAGAACUUGGUUUGAAGUAUUACACUCCCGACGUUCAUCGCGCUGCAUUUUCUCUACCAUUAUUUGUGGCAGAAGACCUUGGAUUAGACUGGGAAGUUAAAAGCAAAUGAAGCUCGAAUUUAAGAGAAUAUGUAAAUGAAAUAAAUUUGUUGAAAUACAUCAAUAAAAGGAUUUAUGGAUUA
Molecule: messenger RNA, 1150 nt
Organism: Argiope bruennichi
Lineage: Eukaryota; Metazoa; Arthropoda; Arachnida; Araneae; Araneidae
Product: spermidine synthase-like
Exons: 10
Coding region: 131-1078 (315 amino acids)
Biological process (GO): spermidine biosynthetic process
Cellular component (GO): cytosol
Molecular function (GO): spermidine synthase activity
Source: RefSeq, a predicted model, not a curated record